Messenger RNA from Dimorphilus gyrociliatus, 538 nucleotides. The record is from the annotation of a GenBank genome assembly. Lineage: Eukaryota; Metazoa; Annelida; Polychaeta; Dinophilidae.
AGUCUUCUGUUCCCGGCCAAAACGCCGUGCACUCUCAGAAUAAGUGUUAUUCCUAAUUUCAAAAGCCUAAAAUCUUAAUAACAAGUGAUUCGUAUCGAAUAAUAUGUCCAGUUUGUUCGAGGAUAUUUUCGAGAUUAAAGAUUUGGAUCCUGAUGGCAGAAAAUUCGACCGCGUUUCAAGGAUAUUGGCUGAAUCUGAGUCGUUUAAAAUGGACUUAAUUCUGGACGUCAACACUCAAAUAUACCCAUUAGCAUUAGGAGAUAAAUUUCGUAUGGUUCUUGCCAACAGCUUAAGAGAAGAUGGAACCAUAGACGACGAAUAUGAUCCAUCAGAUAAUAGACCUUCCAGAGCUGACAGUUUUGAGUAUGUUAUGUUUGGAAAAGUAUAUAGAAUUGAAGGAGACGAAGACAGUGGAAGACUAGCAGCUUAUGUUUCGUACGGUGGACUUCUUAUGAGAUUGCAAGGCGAUGCAAAUAAUUUACACGGUUUUGAAGUAGAUGCAAAUAUUUAUCUAUUUUUAAAGAAAGUCGCUUUUUAA